Molecule: messenger RNA, 826 nt
Organism: Megachile rotundata (alfalfa leafcutting bee)
Lineage: Eukaryota; Metazoa; Arthropoda; Insecta; Hymenoptera; Megachilidae
Gene: Dnaaf6
Product: Dynein axonemal assembly factor 6
Biological process (GO): axonemal dynein complex assembly
Cellular component (GO): cytoplasm
Molecular function (GO): protein-folding chaperone binding; dynein intermediate chain binding
Source: RefSeq, a predicted model, not a curated record
ACUUUCAAUAAUUUUAUUUAAAUAUAUAUAAAUGUGCAUAGAUAAUAUAGUUUAACUUAUUCAUCAUUGUUGAUGAUUUGAUAAUUAUAUAUGUAAAAUAUGUUGUCUUGGCAACUGUAUCCACUGACUCGCUCCUUCAGAAUUAAUCGGUUUCGAUAAAAAUUUUCUAAGACUCGUUAGAAAAUGGAUGGUUGCUUCGGCUAUCAAGAAUUAAAGGCGUUGCAGGAUUUAAUUAGCGUUCCAAAAGAUGAUUCAGAUUCCGAAGAUCUGUUGCAAGCUAGCACUGGGAAACUCGGGCCUGGUGACAUUGGUAUUAAGCAUGGUACGUCUCAGCAACACGGCGGUCCACAUGCACCAUUGAAGGCAGAUGAUGAUGACAUUUGGCACCCGUCUGAGGUAACCACUGUGCAAAAUUCGGAAACCUACGAUCCAAGAAAGGUGCCGGAAUAUGAGAUGAAAUUUAAACAAUCUGUGACGGCAGAAGACGUCUUCUUAGGUAUGGGUUUUAAAACGCCAAGCACCUCUUCCUGCGAAUGGCUAUCUAUAUCCAUAAAGAUGCCAAAUGAGACGCGCGAGAAGAUCGAGCUCUCAGUGGAACCGGAAGCGAUUGAUGUACGUAGUCCAAGAUAUCGACUGCACCUUGCAACGCCUCACCCGGUUGAUCCAAAUUCUUCAUCAGCCAAAUGGCACGGUGAUAUUUGUAUUUUGGAGGUUAUACUAAGGCUUAUGCGUGAAUUAGACAAUGUGAAUUUCUAAUUAAUAAUUGACCAGAGUUUUUAAUUUUACCUGUACAAAACAAUAUAAAGUGUGUGCAAUAUUAUUGAAA